This is a messenger RNA of Plasmodium vivax (malaria parasite P. vivax), 1098 nucleotides long. RefSeq lists its product as hypothetical. The coding region runs from base 1 to 1098 and encodes 365 amino acids. The record is from RefSeq and is a predicted model, not a curated record. The transcript has 2 exons. Lineage: Eukaryota; Apicomplexa; Aconoidasida; Haemosporida; Plasmodiidae.
AUGGCGACUUCUCUAUGCGAAGAUGCAGGGGGGGUGAACAGCCCGAGGCAAAUCAUUUUCUUUUACGAAGGCGUCGUCCAAGAAUUGAAGCCCCCCAGUGAUGGACUACACGAAUUGGGCACCCCAUCGAAGGGGGGAAGCCCAGAUGACGCAAAGGAGAAUUACAAAAGGGGUUCCGAUCGAUGUGAGGAAGGCAGUUCAUUGUGCUUGAGAGGGAAAGACAGCAAGCCAGAGGAGGAGAAGGAGGAGGAGGAGAAAAACGACGGACGGUUGCUCAACACAGAUAUAUUAAACGAUACUGUGCGUAGUGUGCGUAGUUUGUGUAGUGUGUGCAGUUUGCGCAGUUUGCGUAGUUCGCGCGGGGGGUAUUCACUUACAGGGGGGGGUGCUUCCAAGGGAGUGAUUCAAGAGGGGGGAGAACCGCCAGACCAUUCAAGCAGCAACGACACGUUUGCUAAUGAGUGUAUUAACGAAUCGCCCAUAAUAGGAGAAGGGCCAAAUGGGGGCAUUUCCCCGACAAACGAAAUGAAGCACGUGGACCCCUACACAAGGGAAGAAGAGGUAAAGCGGAACAUGCGCGAACGGAUCAGUGGCGCCACUUUCACAGGUGAUGAUAGUGGGGACUCGAGCGGGAGUUUUAUCAAAGGGAAGGAAGAAGACUCGCUGGAGGGGGAGAAGACGGAUGUGAUUCCCUCCAAUUGGGAAUGCUCCUCCCCUGGGGGGCAUCCACAUGUAGCAAAUAGUGCCUGCUCGUCUGUCUCUCCAAAGGAGCUAAACAACCAUGUGGGGAAAACCCAUCCGAGUGAGCAGAAAGAAAGUCCCCAGAAAGACAAAACGUCCGACUCAUCUUCUGAUCAUUUUGCAGACUUAAACCUAUCGGACAGUUCGCUCGGCUCGGCAAAGGGGGUAGUGCCUCCCCUGUCAGGGGGAACGAGCUUGCGCCAACCCGGUUGGGGGCAUUCCCUGAGGGGUACUCCCUCGGGGGAGACACACCAGAAAGAGGAGAAGAAGGAGAGGAAGGAGAAGAAGGAGAGGAAGGAGAAGAAGGAGAAGAAGGAGGAGAAGAAGAAGGAGAAGGCACUGUUGGGGACCAUGUAA